Molecule: messenger RNA, 1763 nt
Organism: Sitophilus oryzae (rice weevil)
Lineage: Eukaryota; Metazoa; Arthropoda; Insecta; Coleoptera; Curculionidae
Product: lysophosphatidylserine lipase ABHD12-like
Exons: 9
Coding region: 283-1416 (377 amino acids)
Biological process (GO): monoacylglycerol catabolic process; phosphatidylserine catabolic process
Cellular component (GO): endoplasmic reticulum membrane
Molecular function (GO): monoacylglycerol lipase activity; phosphatidylcholine lysophospholipase A1 activity
Source: RefSeq, a predicted model, not a curated record
CACUUUUUCCAGUGGCAGAGAUUAGUGUGUUCUGUGGCAAAGAUACAUGUUUAUGAUCGGUGGUCAGUGGAUAGAACCAUCCUGUAGAACAAUCAUAACAAAAAGAAUAAAAAAUAAAAGUUAGAAAAAGAUAUAUUCACCUACCUUAUCUAGUGGUUAAAUAUUUAAAAUUAUGCUAUUGAUAAAAAGGAGAUUUAUACGAAGUUUGAUUAUCUCUUAAAUAUUUCGACAUUGUAUUGGUAUAUUUAAUUUUCUCGAAAUUUUUGAAAACAGUUUUCAAUAAUGACUGAAUCAUUCAGGAGUCAUAGUAAUGAUGAAGUUGUUGAGUCAAUAGCAACUUUUACUGGUGGAUUACUUCUACCUCUAUUACCAGUGAUUUUUGCUUUAUUGGCUUAUUUUGAUGUAAUAACAUUUGGUGUAUUUAAAGUCAGCUUGUCGAUUUUCUUCUUUCUUUUUGUAAUUUUUCCUAUUAUAUACAAAUAUUCUUAUACUUUACAAAGAUAUGCAGUAUUCCUAACAUUUGUUCAUGUACCAUUAAAUGCUGAUUAUAAGAAUCCACAAAAUUAUGGUUUAAAGAAUUCUAGAAAUUUUUAUAUUAGUACAGAUGAUGGUGUGGAUCUUGGGGUUUGGCAGAUAUUACCAGAGAAUGCGUCGCAAAUAAAUGAUGAUAAUGAUGAACUUUCCUUUCAAAAGGUUAUAAAUAACGGACAGGAUAUUAUCAUUUAUAGUCACGGUAAUGGCGGUACUCGACUAAGUAGCCAUAGAAUUGAAAUGUAUCAAGUUUUGAGAAAGUAUUUUCAUGUAUUUGCACUUGAUUAUAGAGGAUAUGGCGAUUCUACAAGAGCAUCACCGAGCGAAUCAGCUGUGGUCAAUGACGUGCUAACUGUUUAUCAAUGGAUACGGAAUCGAACAAAAAGCAAUAUUUUUAUAUGGGGCCAUUCGUUAGGAACCAGUAUUUCUAGUCAUGUUGUAUUAAAGAUUCAAAAUUUAUCCAUUGAGAGGCCAUUAGGACUAAUUCUAGAAUCUCCAUUUAAUAAUAUGAGAGAUGAAGUAGGCGAGUUUCCUUUAGCUCAGCUAUUUAAACAUUUACCUUGGUUUGGCGCAACUGUCGUUGGUCCAAUGGCGGAAAACUUUCCAUUUACUACUGAUAAGUACAUUUGUGGGAUCAAUAUUCCAAUUAUGAUUCUCCACGCUGAAGACGAUAAAGUUGUACCUUUUAAAUUAGGUCAUAAGCUAUAUAAAUCUGCCAAAGAAUGUAGACUUGAUCAUCAGGGAGAUAUUCUUUUCCAUUCUUUCGAUGGGAAGUAUCAGUUCGGACAUAAAUAUAUAUGCCGGGCUACUGAUUUGCCUGAUAAAAUAAGUGAUUUCGUCAAUUAUGCAUAUGAGACUAAAAACAAGAACAAAUUGCAGUAUUAAUAGCAAUUUAUUUUAACUACGUGCCUACAGUACAGCAUUCUAAUUAAAGAAACGUUGAAUUUAAUAAGUAUAGCAUGGUAAUACAACUGUGAUUAUUUUUGUAGGUUGUAGUAUUAUAAUUAAUUAUAUUGUAGAAUUUACCAAUUAUUUAGGGAUCGCAGUGAUAUUAUAUUGCUUAUUUUAAAUUAGGUACAUUAUUUCUUUUACAUUUAUUAUUUAUAUUAAAUUUACAAAGAUCUAUACAUAUUCUGAUAAGACAAGUAAUCUUUUAAUAAAUAAGAAUUUUUCUUUGUUUUUUAUUUCAACUUCGUAGCAUUUCACAAAUGUUACAUUUGCAAGAAUAGAUG